AAACGUACGAUAACAAAUUAGUAUAAGAAGAAACGUUUGAAUAAAAUCAUUACUUUAAAACUUCAAAAUGAAGUUUGUUGCACUUUUUUCCCUAUUCACACUUUUUUCAUCACCAGUUUAUAGUAACAUAGCUGGACGCAUUAUUGGUGGCAGUGAUGCUAAAGCUGGAGAAUUCCCAUUCACUGCAGCAAUUUACAUUCAUACCAGUUCAGGCCAGUAUUUUUGUGCUGGAGCUCUGCUUAGCCGCGAGUGGAUUUUGACCGGUGCUCAAUGUGUUGAUGGUGCCCUUCAGUUUACUAUAGUUCUUGGUUCUAACAAUUUGCAAGAUAGUAAUGACCCCAACAGAGUUAAAGUAGCUACUGAAGAGUACUAUCUGUAUCCAAAGUAUGAUGCGUUCACUCUUCAGCAUGAUAUUGCUCUUAUUAAGUUGCGUCUGCCUAUAGAAUAUAGCGAUUACAUUCAACCAAUCCUUUUACCAACUGCAGAACUGGUCGAUUAUUCGGUAGUUGUAGCGCUUGGGUGGGGACAAACCAGUGAUGAGGAUGCCGGCAAUGUUUCUGAUCUUCACAGAGUUAGCAUCACGGUUUUAAGUAACCAGGAAUGUCGAAACACUUACGGGACUCAAAUUAUCGAAGAAAUGGUCUGUGCUGAAGGAAAUUACAACCAAGGAACUUGCCAUGGUGAUAGUGGUGGUCCUUUGAUUCAAUAUGUUUACGGACAAUCUGCCACACAUGUCGGUGUGUCUAGCUUUUUCAGUGGAAAUGGGUGUGAAUCAACCGAUCCGUCUGGUUUUACAAGGACUUUUCCCUAUGUUGAAUGGAUAAGAAAUGUAACACAAAUCUAUGAAAGACUAAAAGCGAAAAUCCAUGAAAGAGGACAGGCAGAGUUUAAGAAAGAAAUAAGUAAAGAUAGAGGACGAAUAAAAGAUAAACCAUUUCUACAUAGAUACCUACGUUUGAAAUACUACAUAACUAAGUUAGCGAGUCAAUUCAAACAUAAUAACAAAAUGAAAGUCUUUUGGUCAGUAAUCUUAUGUCUCUCAGUUUGCCUAAAACCCUCAUCUCUAACAAAAAAUAUUGCAAAUACUCGUAUAAUUGGGGGUAGGCAAGCACGAGCCGGUCAGUUCCCUUUCUCAGCUGCGAUAUUUGCCAAAACUUUUGACAGUGCGGUGUUUUGUGCUGGGGCCCUUUUAAGCAACCGCUGGAUUUUAACAGCAGGCCAUUGUGUGGAAAAUGGCACGGAAUUCGUUAUUACCUUAGGAUCAAAUUCACUUUCUGACGAUGAUCCCAACAGGUUGAAUGUCAGCACCUCUAAUUAUUUUCUGCAUCCAGAGUUCAACCGAACCACUCUAGAUAACAACAUUGCUUUGCUAGAGCUUCGUCAAAAUAUUGAGUUCAAUGAUUACAUUGCGAAAAUACAUUUGCCAGUGAAGGCGUACGGUUCAGAUGUUAAUGUUGUUGCAAUUGGAUGGGGUCAAGUCAGUGACCUUGAACCUGGUCCAGUUGACCACUUAAACUAUGUGGAUUUAGUUACCAUAUCUAACGAACAUUGUAAAAUAUACUUUGGACCACACGUAACGGAUAACGUUGUUUGUGUUAAUGGAAUCUUUAAUGAGGGUCCCUGUGUGGGUGACAGUGGGAGUCCCCUAAUCUAUUAUUUAGACGAUCGGCAUCCCAUUGCAAUUGGGGUGUCUAGUUUUCUCAGCAGUCGUGGUUGUGAAAGUUUGGAUCCUUCGGGUUAUAUGAGAGUGUUUCCUUAUCUCAACUGGAUUUACAAUAUCACAGGAGGUUUAGACUAAUGGUUGUUCUUUUUGUAAUAAAAAUUACGCAAAAAUAAAUAAGUCGCACUUA
Molecule: messenger RNA, 1850 nt
Organism: Tribolium castaneum (red flour beetle)
Lineage: Eukaryota; Metazoa; Arthropoda; Insecta; Coleoptera; Tenebrionidae
Gene: H115
Product: serine protease H115
Exons: 12
Coding region: 68-1798 (576 amino acids)
Biological process (GO): proteolysis
Molecular function (GO): serine-type endopeptidase activity
Source: RefSeq, a predicted model, not a curated record